Arachis ipaensis is the source of this 1099-nucleotide messenger RNA. Lineage: Eukaryota; Viridiplantae; Streptophyta; Magnoliopsida; Fabales; Fabaceae. The record is from RefSeq and is a predicted model, not a curated record.
UCAAUUAUUUAUACCAAAAAUUAAAUAAAUUUAAAAAAUAUAUAAAAAAUCACUUUGUUCUGCUGGGUUUCUCCCAACCUUCACAUCCCUUCUCUGCGUUUGUAUCUUCCUCUCUUCUCUUUAAUCUCGUCUCUUCUCCUCCAUAAAGAAGACAAAGAAGUUUCCUCCAUGGCGCCUGCCAAGGUCACCGUAGCUUUUGCACACGCUUCACCCAGCCAACGAGAACGUCGUCACGUCAGAGAACGUCGCCGUCUUCCUCGUUCCAGAGAGCGUCGCCGUCUUCCUCAUUUUUCAUCAUCGUCGUCAGCCUCUCCCUUCCGGGAUUUGCAGAGCUGGAAUGCUGGCUCUAAAUCAAGGAAAAAAAUAAUAGAAGCUGGAAAGUUAAAAAGAAAAAAAAAGGAGACCCGUGAGAGCGUUAGAACACUGAGCCCCGCAACCUGCAAGCAAGGAAGGUCACAGGCGAGCCCAAACGACCUGUUCCUUUCCCAACCAGCACGGCGCCGUCGCUGAACAACCGGCAUUCGCUGCAACCCAGCUGCCGGGCGUGAAGCCGUCGAUCAGAACAGUGGCGUGGGAGAUCUCACCGCCGAACUAAACAUCUUUCGAGUAUUCCGCCACCGGGCCCCAUAGUCUCUGAGCAAAGAAGCAACCGACCAUCAAGAAAAAACCCGCCUGCUACUGAACGGGUCACCGGAAAGCGAUCGAACAUCUUGACCGGAAGAAUCCUAACCAUCCAAGGUAAGUGGGUGAGGUUGUUCAGUUUCUGAUUAGUAAUUGCGGUUGCAUGUUUGAUUAGUGAUAGAUUUUGUUGAUGAAAUACGUGAUUAGCCAUGGUGGAAUAGCAGUAGGAGCCAUUUUUGUAGUUAGUCUAUGUUGUUGAAGUUCUUCAUGAUUUUAUUUUAGCGCGGGAAAGGUUGGAAAAGUUUGGGAUCGUGUUUAUAUAUGAGUUAAUUUUGAAAAUUUUUUGUCUUUUUCCGUGUGGACCAUGUGCAUGUAACGUGACGUAUAAUAGCUGACUAUCGUUGAAUAUUGGUUGAUAUUUGUUGGAUGGUUACUUUAAUAGGAAUUUGGAUGGUUAGUUUUGCAAAUAUUGAGGGAU